UCAUACUGUGUGUAAUAAUUUUCAAAAUAAUAAUACGAUUACGAUAAUGAAAAUUUGGUAGAAGUGGUAACCAUGCUGCAUUUAGGCAGAUAAAUACGUUUUUUUUUAUUUUAAAAACAAAUCUUAACGCGUAAUAUCACGAUCGAGCGAUGGGAGCAUUUCUUGAGAAACCUAAAACCGAUAAAUAUACAGAACAUGGAGCUGGCAACGGUCUUAGGUAUGGCGUUGCUAGCAUGCAAGGAUGGCGAGUGGAAAUGGAAGAUGCACAUAGAGCGGUAACAGGCCUUGGUGAUGGAAUGGAAGGAAGUUCGUUGAAUGAUUGGUCAUAUUUUGCGGUUUUCGAUGGGCAUGCGGGUGCAAAAGUAUCAGCACAUUGUGCGGAACACUUAUUAGAAUGUAUAAUGCAAACUGAAGAAUUUAGAGAGGAUGUUACGAAAGGAAUUCAUAGUGGUUUUCUUAGGUUGGAUGACACAAUGCGUUCACUUCCUGAAAUAUCAAGUGGUGAAGAUAAAUCUGGAUCAACAGCAGUAUGCGCUUUUAUAUCACCUAAACAAAUAUUUAUAGCAAACUGUGGUGAUUCACGUGCUGUCAUAUCACGUGAAGGCCGAACUGUAUUUAGUACACGAGAUCAUAAGCCUGGACUCCCACAAGAGCGUGAGCGUAUACAAAAAGCUGGUGGAUCAGUUUUAAUACAACGUGUGAAUGGAAGUCUUGCCGUAUCACGAGCCCUUGGUGAUUAUGAUUACAAAAAAGUGAUAGGUGUAGGACAAUGUGAACAAUUAGUAUCACCUGAACCAGAAAUAUUUGUUAGGGAUCGGGAGGAUAAUGCUGAUGAAUUUUUGGUAUUAGCAUGUGAUGGUGUUUGGGAUGUUAUGAGCAAUUAUGAUCUAUGUCAAUAUAUUCAUAGUCGUUUACAAGUCACCGAUGACCUAGAGGCGAUCGCAUCUCAAGUGAUUGAUACAUGUUUGUAUAAGGGAAGUCGAGAUAAUAUGAGUAUUGUUCUGGUUGUAUUUGAUGGAGCACCAAGUCCUUGUGUUGAAGCAAUACAACGAGAGCAACAUCUAGAACAAUGUUUGGAACGACGAGUAAAAGAAAUUGUUGAACAAGGUGACAAAGUUGAAUUCCAUCAUGUCAUAGAAAAACUUGAAAAAGAAGAUGUUCAACUUGGAUUGCCCCCAGGUGGUGGUUUAGCUGCAAAACUACCGUACAUAGUAACCAUAUUUAAAAAAAUUUGUCCGGAACAAGCAGAUAGUUAAUUGUACAGAAUUUGUGUAAGAAGACUGAAGGGAUCAGGAGUGGAGGACACUGGACUUGCUUGAUUUCAAUCAAGUUUUGGUAUUACCCAUCAUAUUUGGGAGAAAACUACAA
Molecule: messenger RNA, 1368 nt
Organism: Chrysoperla carnea
Lineage: Eukaryota; Metazoa; Arthropoda; Insecta; Neuroptera; Chrysopidae
Gene: alph
Product: protein phosphatase 1B
Exons: 9
Coding region: 150-1256 (368 amino acids)
Biological process (GO): negative regulation of stress-activated MAPK cascade; protein dephosphorylation
Cellular component (GO): cytosol; nucleus
Molecular function (GO): magnesium ion binding; manganese ion binding; protein serine/threonine phosphatase activity
Source: RefSeq, a predicted model, not a curated record